AUGACGGGCUGCUGGCAAAGGAGGGCAAAUGUGAAGCCUCUCCCGGCUGUGAAACGGCUCGAAAAGGCAGUCGACCUCUCCUCUUGGGUGCCCAUGCGGCUGACCAACAACCAAACGGACUACCUAUCUCUGGCCCGUCCCAGGACCACUCGGCCUUUCUGGAACCGCAUCCAGACUCAGGGCCCAGAGCUGAGGAUUGGGUGGUAG
Messenger RNA from Neurospora tetraspora, 207 nucleotides. RefSeq lists its product as uncharacterized. The record is from RefSeq and is a predicted model, not a curated record. The coding region runs from base 1 to 207 and encodes 68 amino acids. NCBI's taxonomy places the organism in Eukaryota, Fungi, Ascomycota, Sordariomycetes, Sordariales, Sordariaceae. The transcript is spliced from 2 exons.